Messenger RNA from Metarhizium album ARSEF 1941, 1548 nucleotides. Its product is annotated as hemolysin-III family protein. Gene Ontology annotation, molecular function: signaling receptor activity. Gene Ontology annotation, cellular component: membrane. The record is from RefSeq and is a predicted model, not a curated record. The transcript has a single exon. Lineage: Eukaryota; Fungi; Ascomycota; Sordariomycetes; Hypocreales; Clavicipitaceae. The coding region runs from base 1 to 1548 and encodes 515 amino acids.
AUGAGCGACGUGACCACCGCCAUCACGUCGGCCUGUGGCUACAAGCCGCGCGAUGAUGGGCAAUUAGGCACAAUCGCCGCCGCAGUCUCUGGAUCCGACUCGCUCAAUACCGAGGGCCCCACGAACCGACGACGACGUCACUCCUUUUUCCUACCCCGGAGAAAGUCAAUAGUGGAAACCAUCAUGGAGGGCGAAGAGGGCCUGCUACUCAAGGUGGACUUGUUUCUUUCAGAGCUGGAGCGCCGCUUGGACUUUAUCGAAAGUUACUAUGGCGACCUCGCCAGAGACUACAGCUUCUCCCGGGCAUUCUCGACUCUGCAAGCCGUCAGGACAAGAUGCUCCCAGGCGUCCGAGGAGGUCAUCGGUGCUGGGAGGCGGCGCUUGCAAGUCAUGGUGGAGACGCUGGAGAUGCGUUACCAGGAGACUUUGACUGCUGCCGAGUCCAUGCACGAAAAGGCUCGUGUCGGCGUCGACCUCCUCGAGGAGAUGCUUUCCGAGUUUGAAGCAUGCGCGUACAAGUUGCGGGAGCAAGGUCUGGCCGGCGCCACGACCGCUGCGGGAGCCUUCAUGGACGAAGGCCGCCGCGUUGCUCACGAAAGCAUCGAAAGAGCAAGGGGAGUCGUGGACGGAGGUCUCGAAAGGGCCAGACGAGCCGCGCUCUCCCUCGAGGAACACAUCCAACAGGCCAUUGCCAAGGCGAGGGAAACCCGCCUACUUCACUACAACGACUUGCCCAUGCCUUGGCGCAACAACCCCCACAUCACCAAGGGCUAUCGCUUCACCGAGUCCAAGAUUGAAUGUGUCCGGUCGGCCUUCAACAUAUCCAACGAAUUCAUCAACAUAUGGUCUCAUGCCAUCGGUCUCGUUCUGGUACUCGCCGUGGCGUUCUACUUUUACCCGGCCAGCGCCAACUUCUCCCUCAGCUCAAAGUGCGACGUCUUUGUCGCUGCCGUCUUCUUCCUCAUGGCCUGCCUCACCUUGGUGUGCUCCACCGUUUGGCACACCAUGAACGCCGUUGCCGACAUCGACGCCAUCUCCAUCUUCGCCUGUGUCGACUACACCGGCAUCUCACUCCUCAUCGCAGCAUCCAUCAUGACCACCGAGUACACGGCGUUUUAUUGCGACCCCUUGAACAGAUGGGUGUACAUGACUCUUACAGCCGUCCUGGGCAUCGGAGGCGUCAUUCUCCCAUGGCACCCAAAAUUCAACGGCCCGGACAUGGCCUGGGCCAGAGUGGCCUUCUUCGUCGGACUUGCCCUGACGGGAUUCAUGCCCAUGCUGCAGCUGUCGCUCACCCACGGGCCCGACUUCGUCAUCACCUUCUACUCUCCAAUCCUGAAGUCCAUAUUGGUCUACUUUGGCGGCGCCAUCGUCUACGCGAGCAAGAUCCCCGAGCGCUGGUGGCCGGGCAUGUUCGACUAUGUUGGCGGGAGCCAUAACUUGUGGCACGCCGCGGUCCUUGGGGGCAUCCUGUUCCACUACACCGCCAUGCAGACCUUUUUCUCGAAUGCUUUCCAUCGCGCACAAGGCGGCUGUCCUGCAUACUAG